Panicum hallii is the source of this 1486-nucleotide messenger RNA. RefSeq names its product heat stress transcription factor C-2b-like. NCBI's taxonomy places the organism in Eukaryota, Viridiplantae, Streptophyta, Magnoliopsida, Poales, Poaceae. Gene Ontology annotation, biological process: regulation of transcription by RNA polymerase II. The transcript is spliced from 2 exons. Gene Ontology annotation, cellular component: nucleus. Gene Ontology annotation, molecular function: RNA polymerase II cis-regulatory region sequence-specific DNA binding; DNA-binding transcription factor activity. The coding region runs from base 235 to 1023 and encodes 262 amino acids. The record is from RefSeq and is a predicted model, not a curated record.
CGCGCGCCACCGGCGACCACACGUCGCCACGCCACCGCCCCCGCCCCCAACGACCCUUACCUUCUUCGGCCACGCAGGCCGUGCGCCGCUUUGCCUCCGCCAUUUCCGCAUUUAGAAGCUCCCCCUCCCCCCAGCCCAGAUAGUUUCUUCUUCUUUAGCUGCCUGCCAAGAUAUUAGUGGCGAGAUACAUAUAUAUUUAAGCAGCGGGGAGGGAGGGAGUGAAGGGGGUUGGGGAUGGCGGCGGGCGGCGGCGCGGCGGCGCCGUUCGUGUGGAAGACGUACAUGAUGGUGGAGGACCCCGGGACGGACGGGGUCAUCGGCUGGGGCCGGGGGAACAACAGCUUCGUCGUCGCCGACCCCUUCGUCUUCUCGCAGACGCUGCUGCCCGCGCACUUCAAGCACAACAACUUCUCCAGCUUCGUGCGCCAGCUCAACACCUAUGGCUUCCGCAAGGUUGAUCCGGACCGGUGGGAGUUCGCGCACGCGUCGUUCCUGCGCGGCCAGACGCACCUCCUGCGCAACAUCGUCCGCCGCGGGAGCAGCGCCGCCGGGGGAGGCGGCGGCGGCGGCGGCGGCGGCGGCAAGAGGAAGGACGCCGCCUCCGUGGAGCCCUCCGCGGAGGACAUGGCCAUGGUGGCCACGGAGGUGGUGCGCCUCAAGCAGGAGCAGCGCGCCAUCGACGACCGGGUGGCCUCCAUGUGGCGCCGCGUGCAGGAGACCGAGCGCCGGCCCAAGCAGAUGCUCGCCUUCCUCCUCAAGGUCGUCGGUGACCGCGACAGGCUGCACCGCCUCGUCGGCGACGCCGCCUCGCCGGACGCCGCCGGCGGCGAUGCGGCCGCCGCAGCGGAGGGCGGCGAGAAGCGGGCCAGGCUGCUGCUCGAGGGCGACGGGUCCUUCGGCCCCGACGCCGUCGACUUCGCCGGGUUCUACAGCAGCGGCGCGCUCGGCGACGUCGCCGUGGAUGCCGCCGCGGGGUCCGCCGGCGGCGGCUCGUUCGCGUUCGGCGUCGACACUGGGUACUGAGUGUCAUGCCGGCAUGCGCGCGCCGCCUGCGCCAGCCGCUUGGCGCCCCUUUUGCGGCUGUGUUCUGCCGAUUUCCUUGCCAGUGCGCGCCGGCUGCCGCUUUGGAACGCCGGGGAGCGGCGGCGGGCAGAUGAUUGGGAGGGGCCUAGAAGUCGACCGAUGAUAACUAUUUCAACCAUGUUCCAUGGAUGUCUAUUUGAAGCUUUUGGUGGAUCUGAUUUUACGGGUUGUGGUGGCUCGAGUCGGUGUCGAGAUCAUCCAGGCUAAAUAAGGUACUACUGUGGCGGAGUGCGACCGUGAAAGUUCCAUGAAAGGGUAGGUUUGAUGUUGUACAUGCAUAUGCUUAUUGUAGUGGCCGAGUCCACAGACUGCAGCCGCACGAGAUAUUCCAAGCUCUUGUAGAUUUGCUGUAUCCUAAGAUUGUUUGUGUAACAAUUGUCGUAUUUCUCAGAUUCACACGCCA